AUGGGCGGCUGCAUGGGUUACGUGGCCUCGAAGGCCGGUGUCUUACAGCUCAUGAAAACGCUUGCGACCGUCCUGGCGCCCACAGGCAUCAGAUUUAACUCUAUUGCUCCUGGCAACGUGCCCCAGGGCAGGGCUGGGGAUGUGCGGGACAUGGCAGGGGCCACGCUGUUUCUCUGCGGUCGGGGCGGCUUCUACUGCAACGGCGCUCUCAUCGCCGAGAACGAGCCCGUUUUCCAAGAAGCCCUUAACAUCUUCAAGCAGGAAACUGACGCCCGCGAGAGAUCAUGGCUGUCAAAGAAAUACAAGAGGAAUCAGGUGAAGCCGCCCGAGUCGCUCAGUGCAUUCAUCGAGUUCUUAUACGAUGCCGAUAAGAGGGUAUCCAACAGCCCCUUCCUCGGAAUUAUGAAGUUUGUUCUCAAAGCUAUCGCCAAUCACAACGACCUGAUCGAAAAAGUCGCCAAUGAUCUCAUCAUAAUCGUCAACGAGAUCGAGUCUGCCAACUAG
Molecule: messenger RNA, 504 nt
Organism: Scedosporium apiospermum
Lineage: Eukaryota; Fungi; Ascomycota; Sordariomycetes; Microascales; Microascaceae
Exons: 6
Coding region: 1-504 (167 amino acids)
Source: RefSeq, a predicted model, not a curated record